CUUUUUGCCAUGUUGCUUGACAUAAAUAGAAGCAUAGAACACUCUCAUUUUUCUCCAUCCAAAUAUUUUGUUGUCGUUUUGAGAAGUACACAUAUACAUAUAUAUGAGUGAGCUUCAUCUUCCAACAAUGUCGUUUUUCAACAAUAUUAUUAGUAGUAACUCUUCCCAAGGUUGGGAUGAUCGUAAUAACAAUUUGGACAGCCUUGGAAUUCUCAAUUCGGACACCAUGUCUUUAGUGAUGGGUGAUGAGAACAGUUCGUUUUUGUCUCCUUUGGGCUCCGAAAUAUUAGACGAUGAUGAUUUUUCCACUGGUUACUUGGAAGAUGCUUUGGUUGAAUUCAGUGACAGGUCAAAGAGAAGACGUUUACUGGUUUAUGCUGAUAAUGAUCAUGAUGAAGAUAUCAUCAUGAGAGACCAUCACUACUCCAAUCAUCUUCUUUCUAAGAGUUACUGGGAAAUGUCUCAUGAGAAUUUCACUUUCAUGAGUGAUCAGUUCACUGACUUUAAUGAACUACUCUCCGGUGGUGGUCUAAACACAGAGAUGAAAACAAUAUCAGAAGAAGAAGAAACUCUUGAUUCCUCUUCAUCUUAUUCUUACAAAGACUCAGCCAAUAACACCAACUCCAUCUCUGAAAAAGAGACUCUAUUUUCAGCAGACCCUUCUUCUGACAGUAGUAGCGGUGGAGGUGGUGGAGGUGGUGGUGGUGAGGUGAGUAAGAAAAGGGUGAUAACAAGGGUGGUGUAUCCAUUUGCGGUGGUGAAGCCAGGAGGGAGAGAAGGGGAGGUGACGUUGAACGACAUAAACGAGCGAAUUCUGAUGCCACCGACGAGGCCGGUGAGGCAUCCGGUGGGUGACUUUGCGUGUCGGCCAUGCGUGUCUCCUCAUGGUCCAGGCCUUUCUGGUAAAGCUGUUGUUGCUCUCACCAAAAUUCAAACUCAAGGCAGAGGCACCAUCACUAUUAUUAGAACUAAAGGUUAAUUAACCCACAUUAUUAUUAAUUAAUCCAUUAAUUAAAGGGAAAAAUUCCCUACCUACCUAUCUUCUCCUUCCUUAAUUCCUACCUCUUCUUCUUCUUUGUUUCUCUUAAUUUUCUGCUUUUCAAACAUGUGUACAUAUAUAUUAUGUGAAUGUACCUAUUAUAUGAAUAUGGGGGUUAUUUAAUUACACUUUAUUACUUGUACUAUAUAUUAUUCUCUUAAAUUA
Molecule: messenger RNA, 1204 nt
Organism: Humulus lupulus (European hop)
Lineage: Eukaryota; Viridiplantae; Streptophyta; Magnoliopsida; Rosales; Cannabaceae
Product: protein XRI1-like
Exons: 5
Coding region: 104-979 (291 amino acids)
Biological process (GO): male meiotic nuclear division; female meiotic nuclear division
Source: RefSeq, a predicted model, not a curated record